AAACUCAAUGUUUUUGAAGGUUAACUUUCCACUUGAGAAUGUGGGCAAAGGAGAGGUUAUAUUCUUAGAGUGUAGUUAGGUUGAUUCCAUUAGUACAUACAGUAAUAGAAAGCUAUCAACGUAUAAAAAGGAAGAAGAGUAGAUAGGAAUGUUGUGGGGUCACUGGAAAACGAACUGUUAUUCAAAGUUUGUUUAUCUUUCACUGUCUUUGUCCUUGAUUAUCGUUUCGAUUUUUGUUGGGCACCGCACCCUUGUUUGAUUGAUCCCAAUUAUUAUCGAAGUUUGCUGGCUUUGCUGACUAUUGGAUUUGUCUGCUUUUACCCUUUUUACUUAACACCAGAAAAUCAUGACACCUCGCUUUCUGUUUCUGGGUCACACUUUGCACAUUUUAUUCUUGCUUUCAGUUAAAUCCGUCCAAUUCUUGAUUUUGGAUUUGGGAAUUUUUUAUUUGCAACAUAAACUGAAUGGGUUUCUGAGAAACAAUCAAACAAUUUGAAUUUAUCUGAGAUGAAGGAUGUGGGAAAGAGAGUUGUGGUUGUUGCUGUGAAAGCUUCAAGAGAUAUUUCAAGAAGUGCUUUUAUUUGGGCAUUAACUCAUGUGGUUCAACCUGGAGAUUCUGUUAAGUUGCUGGUUCUCAUUCCUAAUCAUACCUCAAGUAAAUUCUUUUACUGCCCUAACAUACUACUAAGGGCUUUCUCCUUUUAUGUUUCAUUUUAUUUCCUUCAAUUACUGCAGGAGAAGUUUGCUAUUAUUGAUUGUCUAAUUUAGAGGAUUACCCAGUUUUUUGUUUCCUUCAUUUAUGCUCCUUUUUUCGGAAACAGCCUCUCUACCCCGACGAGAGGUAGUGGUAACACUUCACUGGGUAUGUUGCUGUUGAUUGUGCAAUUUAGAGGAUUACCCUGUUUUUGUUUCCUUCAUUUCUGCUCAUCUUUUUGGGAAAUGGUCUGCGUAUAAUCUACCCUUUCAAGACCCCAAUUAGUGGGAAUUUAUUAGGUAUAAGGCUUUGGGGAUUACGUAGAUUUAACAGUGAUUGCACGGCUAGCAACUGGAGAUCACUGUCUGGAACGACUUUAGAUCAAAAGGAUUUCAUUUCAGAAUCGUGUACUCAAAUGUUGCUUCAACUUCAUGAUAUUUAUGAUCCAAAUAAAAUGAAGGUGAAGGUCAAAGUCAUUUCUGGAUCACAGUCUGGAGUAGUGGCUGCUGAAGCUAGGAGAGUUCAGACUCGAUGGGUGGUAUUGGAUAAGAGAAUGAAAAAAGAGGCUAGAAUCUGUAUGGAGCAACUGGAAUGCAAUAUUGUUCAGAUGAAACACUCUCAACCAAAAGUGCUUCGUUUGAAUUUCCUUGGAUCCCCAAACACUGAAACUGAAGUCUCCCGUACGUCACAAGCAUCUUCGAAACAUUUAGGUGAAAAGUCUGAUGAUCACUGGAAUGAGAUUCGGGUGCCGAAUGUGACUCCAGCAAGUAGUCCAGAGCAUUCAUCGUUCACCACAACUGAUGCUGGGACAUCCUCAAUUUCCAGUCUAGACAUAGGGACUUCUCCUCUUUUCUUCUCUCAGGUCAAUUGGGAUACGAAGAAGACCUUUUCACACAAAAGCAAUCAUUAUUCAGAUGAAUCCGAUUCUGAUACUGAUAGUGAAAAACUGAGUUCACCUACAACAAGCAUAUGUUCCCAGCAAUGGAUGCAAGACAUUCUUGUUGCAGCUAAGGAUUUCUCACAUUACUUAAAGAGAGACUCACCAAGAUCCAAAGGCACACUGCUAAAGUUAAAGCAUGAUGCUUUCCCAGAGAAAUUAUUUGGACUUGAUCGAGAGCCUAAAGUUUGCUCAAAGAAAGAAGCGCAUGAUGUGGAAAUAAACAGUAAUAUGAGAAAAAUGAUGUUAUUAAACAAAAGUUCUCCCGCUGAUCCUCCUCCACUUUGUUCAAUAUGUCAACACAAGGCACCUUUAUUUGGAAAACCACCUCGGUGGUUCACUUAUUCUGAGCUCGAACACGCUACCAGUCGAUUUUCACAAGCUAACUUUUUGGCUGAGGGUGGGUAUGGUUCUGUACAUCGUGGACACCUACCAGAUGGCCAAGUCAUAGCAGUCAAGCAAUACAAAUCAGCUAGUUCACAGGGAGACCUUGAAUUUUGCUCUGAAGUGGAGGUCCUGAGCUGUGCUCAACAUCGAAAUGUCGUGAUGCUGAUAGGCUUCUGCGUGGAAGAUGGAAGAAGGUUACUAGUUUAUGAGUACAUCUGCAAUGGCUCUUUAGAUUCUCACCUUUAUGGACGUAAUGGACAUCCAUUAAAUUGGUCAGCACGUCAAAAGAUUGCUGUGGGAGCUGCUCGAGGACUGAGAUACCUGCAUGAGGAGUGCAGAGUAGGUUGUAUUGUUCAUCGUGACAUGCGGCCAAAUAAUAUCCUCCUAACUCAUGAUUUUGAGCCAUUGGUUGGAGACUUUGGGCUGGCAAGGUGGCAACCUGAAGGAAACUUAGGAGUUGAUACCAGAGUAAUUGGAACGUUUGGGUACUUGGCACCGGAAUAUGCUCAAAGUGGUCAAAUAACUGAAAAAGCUGAUGCAUACUCAUUUGGUAUAGUACUAUUGGAACUUGUCACUGGAAGAAAAGCUAUAGACAUUAACCGCCCAAAGGGCCAGCAGUCCCUCAGUGAAUGGGAGCAGGCACGUCCUCUGCUUCGAAAGAGUGCCAUCUCUGAACUCAUCGACCCAUGUCUAGUGAACUGCUGCUUGGAGCAGGAGGUUCGUGGCAUGCUACAUUGUGCUUCAUUAUGCAUUCGCCGGGACCCUAAUUCAAGGCCGAGGAUGUCUCAGGUACUUCGGAUGUUGGAAGGUGACGUGUUAGUGAGCUAGGUUUGUAGUGAACACAAUGCUCUGCAGUUGAUCUUCAAAAGAAGUCGAGUUUGAAAAAGACAAUCGAGCCGAGUUAGAAAGGACAUUUCAGAAUAAUGCUCCACCUGUUCUGGACUGCAAGAAGAUGCCACAGGUAGAGAGGUCUCCUAUAUAUGAGACAAGGGGAGCUUACAUGAUAAAAUAACAAUGAUGUCAUGGUCAUUUUUAGUCCUCCCACCAUCAUAUACCAAAUUUUGUUGCACUUCAUGAUCCACAUGCAUGAUAGAAGCUGUAAAGCAGUGAUAAUAUUAAUGUGUUUUUGUUUUGUUUGUUUUUUAUGCAUAGUAGAAUUAGGAGACGUUGGAUAUAGGAAUGGCAGUGGAAGUGUAACUUGUCUACAAUCUCUGGAAAUGAAAUGGCAUGGCUUGAUUUCACAGUUUCUUGAAUUUUUAUGCUGUUUGCUUGGUAGAAUCCCUUGGAAGAUCAACUCAACCGUUGCAGAAAUAACCCUAGUCUAAAUAGUGAAGCUACUACUAGCAAGGAGAAGGGGGUUCUUACAAAUGUACAUUUCAAAACAGUUCAUAUCUUAUAUAGUCCUAUAAUUUAUUUAUAAAUAGACUAACCAACAUAUGUUAACAAUGA
Messenger RNA from Solanum pennellii, 3467 nucleotides. RefSeq names its product inactive protein kinase SELMODRAFT_444075-like. The transcript has 9 exons. Gene Ontology annotation, biological process: protein phosphorylation. Gene Ontology annotation, molecular function: protein kinase activity; ATP binding. The record is from RefSeq and is a predicted model, not a curated record. Lineage: Eukaryota; Viridiplantae; Streptophyta; Magnoliopsida; Solanales; Solanaceae. Bases 1110 to 2846 code for a protein of 578 amino acids.